AUGGGAAUCUCGCUAGAAGGGGGUGCCAAGUACGCCCUCACUUUUGUCGACGAACACUCGAGGUAUGUCUCGAUUAUUCUUUUUAAGAUCAAGAGCAAAGUGACUGGCAAGCUUGAGGAGUUCAAGACAAUGCUCGAGAACUAA
Molecule: messenger RNA, 144 nt
Organism: Peronospora matthiolae
Lineage: Eukaryota; Oomycota; Peronosporomycetes; Peronosporales; Peronosporaceae
Source: the annotation of a GenBank genome assembly